UCUCUAUUGGGCAGCGCUUUUGUGAAGUAAAUGUGCAUGUGAUCAGGGCACAAUCGCGCACAUCUUUUACAUACCUGUACUGUGCACCACCUGUCGCUCGCGCCACUGACGCAGCUGGUCAUAUUUGCCAUUCCCUAAAUUUGUUUUAGGUCAACGGCAUAGUUAGAAGAUAUGGGAGUGAAAGCACAGAGUGUCACAAAUGGACAAAGCAGAGCAGAAAGCCUUUCGUUUGACUUUACGUCUUGGUGGCGCCACGACAUUAUAUCGACCUGUUUUUCAAACAGACAGAACGUUUGCAUCUCGACCGGACUCGUCUGUUUGUCCGUGCUUCUUUUGAUAAUAUCCUGUUUUAUGCUGGUAUGUCUGAGAUGCAGAGGCCGGGACAGGAAUUCCGGCAAGGAGGCAGCCUGUGUCCUCUACUGUUUCUUUGGCAAUUUGUGCAGCACCAUCGGGGCAUUUCUCUCCAAUCAGCUGGCUCUUCAGGUCAUAAUGGGUGGUUUUAUGGCAGCUGUAGAAGUUAUUCAUUUCAUCUCCAUCUUCCCGUUAUUUUUGCGUUGGAACACCAGAGCAGAGAAGAGGCUGAGGAUGAUGAAGAGGAGGAGGAGGCAGAACUUCAUGGCUGUGUCUCUGCUGUUGGUGGUGGGUGGAGGGAGCUACCUAACCUCCAGGACCAGCCAUGGGCUUGUAGACAGACCUCUCACUGGGAGAAGACUUCUUCUCACUGACCUCCUGCAUGACCGUAUGGAGGUCCUCGGUUACAUUCUUGGUCUGCUUUCUUUUGUGAUUGCCUGGACCUCUAAGUUCCCUGACCUCUCCAGAGCACACAGAGGGGAGAGUUCAAGGGCACACGUGUCCUCUGGGUUGCUGUGCUCUUUGGCCGGUGCCCUCUACACCUCGGCCAUAUUACUUUACGACACCCAGUAUGAGUUUGUACUGAGAGCCAUGCCGUGGCUCCUGGCGUCAACGUGCUGUGCAGCCCUGGAUCUUGCUAUUGUGGUCCUGUCCUGGUGUAGGAAGGGUACCCCUGAGCAGCAGCCUAGAGGGGGUUCUCCAGAUACAGAGAGUCUCCUGGGCGGCUCCUCCCCCCCCGGUCAGCACAACCCCAGUGGGAAGACAAAACAAAAACACCCAUUGGACUUGGAUGGAGCACCUCCCCGGGUUCUCUCCAGUAAGAAGAAUCUAAAGUUUGCUGACAUGGGGCAUUACAUGGAUGUCAACAUUCAACCCGUGCGAAAGGUGUGUCUAAAGGAGGUGACUCUCUCUAGGGAGGAGGGGGUUUCAGAGAGCCAUCCCCUCAGGAGGACAGUGAGGGUAGUGAGAGUGGAUGAACCCUGCACCUCCGACACGUUCUCAGACUCCUCAUCCCUCAACUCGGAUCUGGAGUGGGAUUUUGAAGACGCAAAUGCACAGUGGAACAAACUGCUAAAAGAGAACGUGGAUGGGUUUCCCCUGCAAGAAUGGCCGACGAACCCAAGCCCAAAACCCACCUGCAGCUGUGGUGGCAUCAUUUGACAGGCUGGGAAGCGGGUAUAAAGCAGAGUGGGUGAAGUGGUGUGAUAAUUUCAAACACUGGUACAUGACCUGGUGACACUUCCUCAUUACAUCACAUGGUCAGAUCUGUGUUUCGGAUUGUGAAUAUGAAAGAGAAUAAAAGUGCAAAAAUUGAUUUUCC
Molecule: messenger RNA, 1672 nt
Organism: Oncorhynchus masou masou (cherry salmon)
Lineage: Eukaryota; Metazoa; Chordata; Actinopteri; Salmoniformes; Salmonidae
Gene: tmem44
Product: transmembrane protein 44
Exons: 10
Coding region: 172-1512 (446 amino acids)
Cellular component (GO): membrane
Source: RefSeq, a predicted model, not a curated record